Messenger RNA from Quercus robur (English oak), 1146 nucleotides. RefSeq lists its product as uncharacterized. The transcript has a single exon. The record is from RefSeq and is a predicted model, not a curated record. The coding region runs from base 1 to 1146 and encodes 381 amino acids. Gene Ontology annotation, molecular function: catalytic activity. Lineage: Eukaryota; Viridiplantae; Streptophyta; Magnoliopsida; Fagales; Fagaceae.
AUGGAGACCAAGAUUGGUGGAGCUUGUGCAAAGGAUAUAACGGACAAACUUCUGUUUGAUGAUGCCAUUCACACUGAAACAAUUGGGUUCACAGGUGGUCUAUGGUUGCUUUGGAAUUCUGAUAUUGUGGAGGUGGUGCAACUGGCUAUUACAGAGCAAGAAAUUCACGUGGAAGUGAAGGUACUUGCUACUAACCUUUCUUGGAUUUUCUCUGCUGUUUAUGCUAGUCCUAGGAAUGUAGAAAGAUGUAUUUUGUGGGAAAAUUUAAUUAAAGUUGCUGAUCUACAUAAUAAACCUUGGGUGAUAGCCGGGGAUUUUAAUGAACCCCUGUUGAAUGAGGAUAAGUUUGGUGGAAGACCUGUCAGUUUGUCUAGAUCACUCUUAUUUAAAGAUUGCUUAGAUAAGUGCAAUAUGGUGGAUUUGGGUUUUUCAGGACCUUGGUAUACGUGGACUAACAGGAGGGAGAUUAAUAAUCUCAUUCAAGAGAGAAUAGAUAGGUUCUUCAUGAAUCCUAGCUGGUGCCUAUUAUUUCCGGAUGCUAGAGUCUCCCAUCUCACUCGAUGCCACUCGGACCAUUGCCCGGUGUUGCUGGAGACUGUUCCUAGGCAAACCACCUUUCUUAAAAGACCCUUCAGAUUUCAGAGUUUUUGGCUAUCCGACCCUUCUUUCCCCCAAAUCGUGACUAAGGCUUGGAAUCGGGAUGGGAACCUUUCAACUUCUAUAGAAAAAUUCACCAAUGAAGCAACUCGUUGGAACAAAAUUCAGUUCGGGAAUAUUUUUGGGAAGAAAAAGAGAUUAAUGGCUAGACUUAACGAAAUUCAGCGAGUGUUAGCCACAAAUCCCUCUGCCUCCCUUUUAGACCUAGAGAAUCAGCUGCAAAAAGAUUUGGAUUUAAUCUUGAAUCAAGAGGCGGAGUUGUGGGCUUUAAAAUCAAGAAUUAAUUGGAUGGUAGUGGGUGACCAAAAUACAUCCUUUUACCACGUUUCUGCGCUUGCAAGAAGGAAAAGGAACACAAUCUCUAUGGUUAAAAGUGAGGUAGGGGACUGGUUAUCAGAGGAAAGUGAAGUCAUGACUCAUUUUAGAGAGGGGUUUAUCAGGUUGUAUUCCACCAGCCAAGUCAAGGCUGGUUGGAGUCAUAAUCUCUGA